AUGGAGAUCGACCUCUCCGCCGGCAGGGAUGCCGUCAACACGGCCGACGGCGGCCCCAUCGCCCUCCCGCUCCUCCAGCUCAUCAGCGAGGCUCGCAACGAGCACGGCAUGCGCCAGCAGCAGUACACCCGCUACCGCCACUUUUGCGCCAAAAAGGCCCACCGCAUCCGCGAGAUCCUCCAGCUCACCCACUCUGACGGCUCACAGAAGGCGGCCGCCGCCAAGCUCAAGAAGCAAAAGGGCGCAAAGGGCAAAAAGUCGAAAAAGGCCCAGGCCGCCGCAGACCAGAGCGCAGCCACAAAGGGCCACGGAAACACCUUCACCCCAAAGACGCUCUCGCUGAGCGACGUUCGCGACGAGCGCCCCGCCCAGCUCCUCCUCUUCGAGGCCGAGCGCGCCUGGGCCUACUCCCAGGACCUGCGCACCCAGGCCUUUGACAGCGACAACGACCCCGCCCUCCGCAAGCGCGGCCUCUCGCGCCUCCGCCGCGCCGUCCAGUGGUCCGCCUCGCUCAACGACCUCGUCACCGCCCUCGACGCCCGCUUCGACGUGUACGCCCGCUGCGAGGCCGCCGCCUACGCCGUCAUGCUCCGCGGCGCUUCCGCCUUUGACCACGGCCAGUGGCAAAAGGCCCUCGAGACCCUCUCGGUGGCCCGCCUGCUGCUCAACGCCAUCGCCGAGAACAGCAGCUCCAGCCGCAGCGAGGCCCUCGCCAACAGCUUCGUCGAUGCCGGCGAGGCCCAGAUGCGCUACUGCGCCUACCAGCUCGGCGAAUCGGAGCAGAACAUGGACGCCGUCGCGCGCAAGUUUGCCGCGCCCGAGGUGUGCAGCCGGGUCCACCCCGGCUUCGACGCACUCGUCGGCGAGCUCAAGGCCAAGGGCGGCGACGGCGCCGCCACCCGUGCCGAGCCCCUCUCGCUUUCCUGGCACGGCCGCCAAAUUCCGGUUCGCAACCCGGAGCUGCUCGACGCCAUCACCCGAGCCCAGGCCGAGGAGUCGGCCCUGCACGACGCCAUCCGGAGCGGCUCGCUGCAGGACGAGGGCAAGGCCGCGGCCAACACCAAGCGCGCCGCUUCCGACAAGGUCGACGGCAAGCGGCCGCGGCUGUCGCACGCGCAGCGCAAGGCCAAGAAGAGGGAGGCCGCUGGCGGCAGCGGAAGCGGCGAUACUGCCGGCCCUUCCGGCUCGUCCAACAACGCCGCCACCUCCAGGGUCGGACGCGGCGGCCGCACCGAGCUCGACCCCUUCGACCGCGCCCUGGCUGCGCUCACUGAUGCCGAGGAGGUCGCGCGCAGGCUCGUCGAGGACAACACCGAGGCGCUCUCCAAGAGCCACAGCGCGCGCUACGAGACGGCCAGCAAGGACCUCCAGACCGCCCACGACUGGGUCUUUUACCGGCUCCUCGCCCUGCGCAUCGCCCGAAACGCCAGGCUGGUGGCCGACGUCGAGCGCAAGUCCGAGAGGCGAGAGAAGCGCGCCUGGGCCAAUGUCGAGGCCCGCCUGUCGUCCACUUCGUCCCCGGCGUCGAAGGCCCCGCGCUCCUCUGGACGCUCGCGCAGCGCCAAGAGCAAGCAGGCCCGCGCCGCCGCCGACAGGGCCAACAAGCCCGCCAAGAAGAAUCAGCCGGGAGCGCGGGCCAAGGCGAAGCGGACGUGGUACCGCAGCGAGCUGCUGCGACACCUCGCGCGCGCCUUUUCGCUCUCCAACGCCAAGCCGCAGGCGCUGCUGCUGCUCACGCGCGCCCAGCUCUAUGUCCGUCAGGCACGGCAGGCGGCCGAGCUCGCCGACGAUGUCAACGACGAGGACCGUGACUUCCCGCCCGUCAUCCUCGAGCUCCACGACGGCAAGAGCGCCUUUGACGAGUCAGACCGCGUCCUCGAGGCGCUCAAGCGCCAGAUCCAGAAGGAGAUGUUCCUUCUCAGCCGAUCCGGCAAGGGCCGCGGACGCGGCAGCGGCAGCGGCAGCAAGAAGCAGGGCCAGAUGGCCAGCACCAAGGCGGGGCAGUCGCUUCUGGACACGGCGAGCAAGUACGUCGACUUUGACCCCAUCGAUCUCGAAGAGGCCAAGCGGAUCCCGCAGGACGUGGUCGACGAGUGCGAGCGCGAGCUGUCCGACAACAGGCACGAGGUCGAGGACGAGGCAGAGGCAGAGGAGGCCGGCGAUGUCUCGGUUGCCUACGACCCCGGCAACGCGCUGGCCGAGGAGGAAGAGGCCCGACUGGCCGCCGAGGCAGCGAGCAAGAAGAAGGGCUGGCUCGGAGGCUGGUUCGGCCGCGGCUGA
Messenger RNA from Pseudozyma flocculosa PF-1, 2280 nucleotides. RefSeq lists its product as uncharacterized. The coding region runs from base 1 to 2280 and encodes 759 amino acids. NCBI's taxonomy places the organism in Eukaryota, Fungi, Basidiomycota, Ustilaginomycetes, Ustilaginales, Ustilaginaceae. Gene Ontology annotation, molecular function: 7S RNA binding; signal recognition particle binding; endoplasmic reticulum signal sequence receptor activity. Gene Ontology annotation, cellular component: signal recognition particle, endoplasmic reticulum targeting. Gene Ontology annotation, biological process: SRP-dependent cotranslational protein targeting to membrane. The transcript has 3 exons. The record is from RefSeq and is a predicted model, not a curated record.